Molecule: messenger RNA, 1955 nt
Organism: Vicugna pacos (alpaca)
Lineage: Eukaryota; Metazoa; Chordata; Mammalia; Artiodactyla; Camelidae
Source: RefSeq, a predicted model, not a curated record
CCGGGCCCUCAGCCCAUGGCUCCACCAGCCCUCAGCCUCAGCCUCCCACGGGCUCUCUCCCGGGCCCCUGGUUCUCCCCUCCCCGGCCUGCUGGCCCCCCGUCAGUCUCUGCAGCCACCCCGGCACCUUUCCCGCUGUCUCACCAGAAAACCAGCCCUAACACGUCAGAGCCCCAUCUCUCAGGUUGGCCUCCUGCCCUCCUGCCCUCCUCCCCGUUCCCUCUCCCCUCCUCCCUCAGCCCCGCCCCAGCCCCUCCCGGCCCCUGGGGCCCUCCCAGCCUCUAGCUCCCCUCCCCGCCCCGCCGACCGGCUGGGCUGGAGAACAAGGGCAGUAGCUCCAGGACGAGGGCAGGGGAGGCGGCAGGGAGGGCCGGACCAGAGGCCCAGGGCGCUGGAGCUGGCGGGAGCCGGACCCGGAGGUAAAGACAGAGCAGCGCCUGGGGUGAGGACUUGGGCGGUAGAGGGAGGCUGGUUUCUGGUUUCCACGAAGGUGGAAGGAGGGGACCCUGUGAUCCUGACUCCCGCUCCCACAGCUGCCCCUUCGCUGGGUCGGGUCAUGCGCUGCCCCAAGUGCCUCCUCUGCCUGUCAGCACUGCUCACACUCUUGGGCCUCAAAGUGUACAUCGAAUGGACGUCGGAGCCUCGGCUUAGCAAGGCCUACCCCGGACCCCGCAGCACCCCGCCAGGCCCCACGCCAGCCUGCCCUGAGCCCACCCUGCCGGCUAACCUUUCAGCCCGUCUGGGCCAAACUGGACCGCUGCCCACGGCUUACUGGAACCAGCAGCAGUGGCGGCUGGGGACCCUGCCCAGCGGGGACAGCACUGAGGCGGGGGACUGCAAUGCCUGGGGGGCUGCUGCUGCUGCCGAGAUCCCAGACUUCACCUCCUACCCCGAGGACCUCCGCCACUUCUUGCUAUCGGCAGCCUGCCGGAGCUUCCCACGGUGGCUGCCUGGGGGUGGCGGCGGCCAAGUGGCCAGCUGCAAGGAUUCUGACGUCCCCUACCUGCUACUGGCCGUCAAGUCAGAACCAGGGCGCUUCGCGGAACGACAGGCCGUGAGGGAGACAUGGGGCGGGCCGGCUCCGGGGGUCCGGCUGCUCUUCCUGCUGGGGUCCCCAGCAGGCAAGAGGGGGCCUGACUUAGGCUCCCUGGCAGCCUGGGAGAGCCGCCGCUACAGCGACCUGCUGCUCUGGGACUUCCUCGACGUCCCCUUCAACCAGACGCUCAAAGACCUGCUGCUGCUGGCCUGGCUUGGCCACCACUGCCCCAGUGUGCGCUUCGUCCUGCGAACCCAGGACGACGCCUUCGUACACAUCCCUGCCCUGCUGGACCACCUGCGGGCCCUGCCGCCCAGCAGGGCCAGAGGCCUCUAUCUGGGCGAGGUCUUCACCCAGGCCAAGCCCCUCCGGAAGCCUGGAGGACCCUUCUACGUGCCUGGGUCCUUCUUCGAAGGCAGCUACCCGGCCUACGCGAGCGGGGGCGGCUAUGUCAUCGCCGGGCGCCUGGCACCCUGGCUGCUGCAGGCAGCGGCCCGCGUGGCCCCCUUCCCCUUUGACGACGUCUACACAGGCCUGUGCUUCCAAGCCCUGGGCCUGGCGCCCAGGACCCACAAAGGCUUCCUCACGGCCUGGCCAGCGGACCGCACCGCUGACCCCUGUGCCUUCCGCGACCUGCUGCUGGUGCGGCCCCUCAGCCCCCAGGACAGCAUCCGGCUCUGGAAACAGCUGCAGGACCCUCAGCUCCAGUGCUGAGCCUCGGCGUGGAGGGGCGGGCAGACCUGGCCUGGGUCUCGGCACCGGCCCCUGGCUCAGCCUCUCCUUCCAGUCCUCGGUGUGAAAUGGAGCCUGCUCGAGCCCCUCCUGGGCCUCCCUAGGCCAGAGGCCUCCCCAAGAGGCAACGGACUUUCUGUCUUUUUGUUUUUUAAAAAUAUGCUUUCCCUCCUGAGGCCUGGAGUCGC